UGACGCUCGAACCUAGACCGGCCAAUGGCUGGCCAGAAGAGGCCUGACGAGCUCCGCCCAGGGCCUGAUCAGCUGAGGGCUGGCAAUGUAUGUUGACAGCAGCUGCCUCAGCGGCAGGACUCUGGCAUGUAAAUCCAGAUGGAGCACUCGGAAGUCAGAGGACAAAUACAGCAGCAAAGGAAGCCUUGGGGAAAGCUGAUCCGUUUGGGGGCCGAGGAAGCCGAGCCUCACCUCUUGUUGCUGAAGAAAGAGUGGACAAUUGGGAGGAAAAAAGGUUGCGACCUGUCCUUUCCUGGCAACAAACUGGUAUCCGGAGAUCACUGUAAAAUAAGGGUGGAUGAAGAAUCUGGUCAAGUAUCACUGGAGGAUACCAGCACUAAUGGAACGGUUAUUAACAAACAGAAGGUGGUGAAGAAGCAGACUUGCCCAUUACAGACUGGAGAUGUGAUCUAUGUAAUUUACAGGAAAAAUGAGCCAGAAAACAAUGUUGCAUAUCUUUAUGAAUCCUUGAAUCCAAAACAGGACCCAGCUAAUGAGCCAGUAGAAGCCACUGUCAAAAGCAUGUGCCAUAUGACCAAAGAUACCUCAAGUACCAGACAAAGCGAAGAUGGGACCUCAGCGGCAUUGCCACCGUCGGCUAACCAGGCUAGCUAUGACGAACCACAGCCAUCCACUUCCACGUCGAACCUCUUUAAUGCUGCUUCUACCUCUCUCGCUGAGUCCAUAUCCACGGAGCAGGAUAAUCCCUCAACAUCUGGGUCGCAACUGUACACCUUUAUUCCUCCACCUUCCCUGCCUGGCUUAGAACCAUGUGGUCCAGAAGCAUCACUUAAACACAAGCAGCCAAAUGUAAAUACUGAAACUUCUGACACUUCUUCAGGGGAUAAAGAGAAAACCGUGUCGGCUAUGCCCAAGUUGAAAAGCAGGGAUGAAGAGGAAGCCCUGGAGCCUGCCAGGAAGAAAAUAAAAGCAGGUGGCGACGCCAGCACGUAUCUCCAGGUGAUUCCUCCAAACGAAUGUGCAAUUAAAACGGGGACCGAACACACAAAGUCACCAAAUGUGAAGCCAGACAAAAUGGAAGAAACACUCACCUGCAUCAUCUGCCAAGAGCUGCUGCAUGACUGUGUCAGCUUGCAGCCCUGCAUGCACACUUUCUGUGCCGCUUGUUACUCAGGAUGGAUGGAACGCUCCUCUCUCUGUCCAACUUGCCGCUGUCCGGUGGAACGUAUCUGUAAAAACCAUAUUUUGAACAAUUUGGUGGAAGCUUACCUCAUCCAGCACCCAGAUAAGUGUCGCAGUGAAGAAGAUGUGCGAAGCAUGGAUGCCCGGAACAAAAUCACUCAAGACAUGCUUCAGCCAAAGGUGCGGAGGUCCUUUUCGGAUGAAGAAGGAAGUUCUGAAGAUCUGCUGGAACUGUCUGACGUAGAUAGCGAAUCCUCUGAUAUUAGUCAGCCAUACAUUGUGUGUCGACAGUGUCCGGGGUAUCAUCGGCAACCCGUUACGGCCAUUGCCUCCCCGGGCCUGGAAGGAGAAGCGGAAGCCCGGCCGUCCUUGGGGGAUGCACCAUCUACCUCUGCCAACUUUCCAACAGCUGUCCAGGAGUACGUGUGUCCUUCUCAAGGAAGCCAUGUGAUAUGCACUUGCUGUUUCCAGCCAAUGCCAGACCGCAGAGCAGAGCGUGAACAGAAUCCACAUAUCGCCCCCCAGCAAUGCACCAUCUGUCUCCAACCCUUCUGUCACUUGUACUGGGGUUGCACUCGAGUGGCAUGUUUUGGUUGCUUGGCACCGUUCUGUGAAAUAAAUCUUGGUGACAAGUGUUUAGAUGGUGUCCUUAAUGGCAAUAACUAUGAAUCGGAUAUUCUAAAGGAUUACCUGGCAUCCAGGGGUUUAACAUGGAAAAAUAUGUUAAAUGAAAGUCUCCUAGCUCUUCAAAGAGGAGUUUUUAUUUUACCAGAUUACCGCAUUACUGGAGAAACUGUUCUCUGUUACUGUUGUGGCCUCCGCAGCUUCCGAGAGCUCGCUUAUCAGUAUAGGCAGAAUAUUCCUGUUGCUGAAUUGCCAGUAGCUGUCACGUCACGCCCUGAUUGCUAUUGGGGGCGCAAUUGCCGGACUCAGGUCAAAGCUCACCAUGCAAUGAAAUUCAAUCACAUCUGUGAACAAACACGAUUCAAAAACUGAAGGUGUUUUUUGAGGAAUUUAACUGGCCUGAAUACUCGCAGCCUAUAAGAAAGGAGGGGGAAAUUAAAUCUGCAAUACUGACCGUACAGUUAUUGUUUCAUUGUUCCCUCAUAGCAGGGAGUUGGUAACUCUUUUACAUCAGAUGCUCUGGUGUAUAUUUUUGAUUUGUAAAACAUUUUUCACAGUGUACGAGCAGGUCAGUGUCUUUUUUUUUCCUUUUCCUUCAAUAGACGGUGUGGAACAAGCAAUUCAUUCACGACUUGUCUGCCCCUGCUUCAUCAUGUUUUUGACUUAAUGACAUCAUCAUUGGACUAAAGGAUUCUAAUGGCAUUGAAUAAAGUAGGGGGAGUCUA
Messenger RNA from Lacerta agilis (Sand lizard), 2531 nucleotides. RefSeq names its product checkpoint with forkhead and ring finger domains (gene CHFR). Lineage: Eukaryota; Metazoa; Chordata; Lepidosauria; Squamata; Lacertidae. Gene Ontology annotation, cellular component: nucleus. The transcript is spliced from 18 exons. Gene Ontology annotation, biological process: mitotic cell cycle checkpoint signaling; ubiquitin-dependent protein catabolic process; protein ubiquitination. Gene Ontology annotation, molecular function: protein binding; ubiquitin-protein transferase activity. The coding region runs from base 139 to 2178 and encodes 679 amino acids. The record is from RefSeq and is a predicted model, not a curated record.